CAAACAUUGGGCAAACUGUCGUCCUGUCGUGGCGCCGUUCAGGAGUUACGAGCACACCACGUUAUCAUACAAGCACCCCGUGCAUACAACUCAAACGUUGUAAUUUAUUGCCGUUAAAGCUCAUUUACGUGUCAAAAGUAGUGUGAUCAUGGGAAAGUUGAACAUCACAUUACUCCGAUACAUGACAUCAGAUGAUUUUCGAGUGCUGACAUCUGUUGAAAUGGGGAUGAAGAAUCACGAACUGGUGCCUGCUGCUCUGGUCGCGACAAUUGCUAACCUAAAGCAUGGUGGAUGUCACAAACAUCUUCGUGAACUCUGCAAACAUCGGCUGCUGUCAUACGAACGGGGAAAAGCAUAUGAUGGGUACAGACUGACAAACACUGGGUACGACUACCUUGCCCUCAAAGCGCUAACAUCCAAGGGCUUGGUAUAUUCUGUUGGGAACCAGAUUGGUGUGGGAAAGGAGUCUGAUGUUUAUGUGGCUGCAAACGAAGAAGGUAGAGAUAUGGUACUAAAAAUAAGCAGAUUAGGCCGAGUCUCUUUCCGCAAGCUGAAAGAAAAGCGUGACUACCACAAACACCGCAACCGCACAUCGUGGCUUUACCUCUCUCGACUGGCUGCGGUAAAAGAAUUUGCCUUCAUGAAGGCUCUCCACGAACGAAGUUUCCCUGUACCAGAGCCCAUUGGCUUCAACAGACACUGCAUUUUAAUGCAGCUGAUAAAUGGAUACCCACUAUGCCAAGUACACGAAGUAGCCAACCCACCAGAGCUCUAUGAUCGCCUUAUGAACUUAAUAGUUCAGCUGGGGAACUGUGGUCUCAUUCAUGGGGAUUUCAACGAGUUCAACAUCAUGUUGGACGAAAACGAUCAACCAACAUUGAUUGACUUUCCACAGAUGGUGUCUACUUCUCACCCAAAUGCAGAAUGGUAUUUUGAUCGUGAUGUCCAGUGUGUACGAGAAUUCUUCAAGAAAAGAUUUGGAUAUGAAAGUGAACUGCAUCCCAAAUUUUCUGAUAUUGAGAGAGAAGACACAUUAGACCUGGAAACAGCAGCCACUGGGUUCACGAAAGAGUCACGAGACGAACUCAACGAAGCCAUGCGACAGAUGACAGACAUUCAGGAGGAAGAAGAGAAUGGCUCAGACGGCGAGAAGGAAGGCGACAGCAAAACAAAAUAUAUUGAACCUUGCACUGCUAAGCAGGCAGAAACGAAGAAGCCUACCAUGCAAAGUUACAUGAUAGAACGUUUCCUCGACAGCACUGAGCAGCACGCUGUUGAUGCAGCUGGUCAUUUGGCUGAUGCCCCUGGUGAUGGACACGAUGAAUGCACACCAAGCACAUGCCAGGAGAGCAGUGUAACUUGUAGGUUGUCGAGAGACUUUGAGCAAAUGGGCAGUGAUGCUCCAGGACAUAAGGAAGAUGUUGUUCCUGCACGAGGCAUUAAUGCAGAGGAACCUGUUGCUGAGAUGAUGAGCAGAUGCGAUAUAGCCGAUUCUUGCAGCACCGUAGCGUACAGCAUGACCAGCUGUACCACGAUAGCGCCAGAAGAAAUCAAAGAGAGGGUGAAGAAGCAAUUGAUUCGUAAGGAAAAGGAAAAAUCUAAGCAUUUUGUUGUCAAAGGAGAGGCAAGUGCUGUGACACGGAAAAGAAGGGAAAAUCGGGAUGUCAUUCGGCAGAGCAGAGACUGCCAGUUUUGGGACUGAUGUGCUUGCAAGUUAAAAAGUUAGUUAUUAAUUGCGAGUGAGUGUAAUGCCUAUCUAAUAUCUAAUCUAUAUUAAACAUAUGCUGACAUACUUUUAA
This is a messenger RNA of Ornithodoros turicata, 1799 nucleotides long. It is a transcript of the gene RIOK2, whose product is annotated as serine/threonine-protein kinase RIO2-like. NCBI's taxonomy places the organism in Eukaryota, Metazoa, Arthropoda, Arachnida, Ixodida, Argasidae. The transcript is spliced from 9 exons. The record is from RefSeq and is a predicted model, not a curated record. Gene Ontology annotation, biological process: maturation of SSU-rRNA; protein phosphorylation. Gene Ontology annotation, cellular component: nucleus; preribosome, small subunit precursor; cytosol. Bases 149 to 1702 code for a protein of 517 amino acids. Gene Ontology annotation, molecular function: protein serine/threonine kinase activity; ATP binding.